GACCUCCAGACAUAUCGUCAUACCUGGCACUGUGUUGGAGUCUAAAACAUCAGCAUCAUGGGCGAGUGGUCAAAUGGUCUUCUUGGUUGUUUCAAUGACUGUGGAUUGUGCGUUAUAACCUAUUUCGCACCCUGCUACACAGCAGGAAAAAUUGCAGAGAAAACUGGUGACGACUGCUGUACAUAUGGAUGUUUAAGCAUCUUGGGACCUAUCGGUAUCUACACCCGAGCCAAAACCAGGGCAAAGGUCAGGGAGAGCAAAGGAAUCGAGGGUGAAUUCUGUAACGAUUGUAUCAUGCACUGGCUCUGUGGCAUCUGCUCACUCAUACAGGAAGCUCAGGAAGUAGACGCGCUGGAUCGUGGAAACCAACAACAAGCGAUGGCCCGGCAAUGAGUGUCUUCCUCGUCUGUCAAACACCCGGUCUCAUGUCCAUCACUCCGUCCACUGAUGACAUCAUCUUUUUCUACCUUUGAUACGACUCAUGGAUUAUACCCACUGUUUUGUUAUCACACACUCGAUCCAGUCGGCUCACGUCCAAAGAUAAACUUCAGCGCUCACGUUUUUAUGAGUCGACGUGCAGUUUAUCAUGUCGCAUUUUCAGCUUGUGAUGAAGUGGUUUGAAUAAAGUAUUUAUUGUUUCAUUAA
Haliotis rufescens (red abalone) is the source of this 645-nucleotide messenger RNA. Its product is annotated as protein PLANT CADMIUM RESISTANCE 2-like. The record is from RefSeq and is a predicted model, not a curated record. The transcript has 3 exons. Bases 58 to 393 code for a protein of 111 amino acids. Lineage: Eukaryota; Metazoa; Mollusca; Gastropoda; Lepetellida; Haliotidae.